AUGGCAACUCCAAUCGUGGCCAAAGCAGCAGAGAAGAUCGGAGCCGCCGCCCGUCGGCAAGCCUUAGCCUUAACGGAGGCCGCGGCGUCUAGAAUACGCCACCUCCUCCAGCAUCGCCACCGCACUUAUCUCAAACUAGGCGUCAAGGCUCGCGGAUGCAACGGCUUGUCCUACACCCUCAAUUACGCUGAUGAAAAAGGGAAAUUUGAUGAGUUGGUUGAGGACAAGGGCGUGAAGAUACUGAUUGAUCCAAAAGCCCUCAUGCAUGUGAUUGGAACCGAGAUGGAUUUUGUAGAUGACAAACUAAGGUCAGAGUUCAUAUUUAUCAAUCCUAACUCUGAAGGACAGUGCGGUUGUGGUGAAUCUUUCAUGACUACAGCUAGUAGCGGAUCUCCAAAGCAAGGUGGUGGUUAG
Ilex paraguariensis (yerba mate) is the source of this 414-nucleotide messenger RNA. The record is from the annotation of a GenBank genome assembly. NCBI's taxonomy places the organism in Eukaryota, Viridiplantae, Streptophyta, Magnoliopsida, Aquifoliales, Aquifoliaceae.